This is a messenger RNA of Rotaria sordida, 1830 nucleotides long. Lineage: Eukaryota; Metazoa; Rotifera; Eurotatoria; Philodinida; Philodinidae. The record is from the annotation of a GenBank genome assembly.
AUGUUGAAUCUUCAUCGUUAUUUAAAAUCGAUAAAUAAAUAUAUUAAAAUAAAACAUCGUUAUUUAUCAAUAAGUAAAUUUGAUUUAAUUGAAUCUAGUAGAAAUAUUCAAGAAUUAAUUAAAUUAAAAGAUAAUAAAUCAUCAACAUCUAAAUGGCUUUAUGAUUCAUUAAAUAAAAUUCAUGAAGAAUAUCCUUCAUCAUAUGUAGCAACAUCAACAAAAGAAAUUUAUCAAAAAAAUUCAUCGAAAUUAAAUUCCAUAUAUAUUGAAUUUGAAAAUGAUAGAAAAAAACAAAUUGGAUAUUUUAAAGAAGAUAAUCAAGAUAAAUUAAUUAUUCUUCUUCGAUAUAUUCGUUAUUUACAAGUUGCUUUUAUUUAUCGACUUAUUACAUUUGAUAUAAAUAUAACUUUAAAAGAAUCUUCCAAUUCAAUUAUUUAUUUAACUCAAUAUGAAAAUAAUUUAGAUAAAAAUUCAUUAUCAUUAGUAUGUGAAUUAUCAUUUUUUGUUUAUUUAUUAUCAUCUCAAUAUUCAUUAUCAAAUGUUAAAUCAUUAUUAUCACGUACAUAUAUUGUUAAUUAUCUUAAAAAUUAUUUAUAUAAAAUAUUAUGUGAAAAAGAUUCAAUAGAAUUAGUAAAUCAACUUUGUUUAGUACUUAAUUCAAUAGUAGAAAUUCCUUCAUCAUCAAUAAUUGAUUUAUGGUCAUAUGAACUUUUAAAAUAUAUUCAUUAUAAAAAAUGUUGUUCAUUAUCAAUAAUUGAAUAUCUUAUAUUAAUUAAACAUUCAUCUAUAAAUAAAAAUUCAUCAGAAAUAAUAUCUAUUUUAAAUGAUUAUUUAAUACAAGUUGGAAUUCAUCAACAUAAUUUAAAUAUUAUUUGUCAAUUACUUAUAUUAAUAUCUUCAUUUAAUUAUUCACAUGAAUUAUUUAUAAAAAAUGUUAUUGAAAAUAUUAAAAUAAAUAUUAAAAAAUCAGAAGAUAAAAUAAAUCCAUUAUCAGAUAUUAAAUUAUGUUCUCGUUUAAUUUAUUAUUUAUGUUUAACUGAUCCAACAAAUCGAUUUCAAUCACGUCCAAUUAUUGUUGAAUUAAGUAAAAUAAUAAAUGAAAAUCUUAAUAAAAAUAAUAAAUUCGGUCAAUGGAUUGUUCAAGCUCAACAUGGAAUGAUGCUUUCUAAUAUUUAUAAUUAUCAACUUCUUUUUUCUACAGUUCAACAUCAAAUCUUUCCAUUGCUUUUUCGAGAUUUGGGUGUUUAUACAUGGUCAAUACCUCGACAAUUAUUUGAUAUUCAUCAUGUAUUAUCUAUUGAUCGACCUUUACUUAAAAAUAGUUUACUCAAUUCUGAAAUGCUUCCAUUUGCUAGAAAAAUUUCCGAUGAAUAUCGAUCAUCAAUUCGAUCAAAUCAAAAAUCAUAUAAUCAAUUUUUAAAUGAAUUAAAUCAAUUAUUUAAUAAUAUCUAUGGAGAGGGAACAUCAAAAAUAAUUGAUACUAAUAUUAAUUAUCCAUUUAUACUUUUUGAUUUUUUAGAAAUAAAUUUACCAGAUAAUGAUGAAUUAAGAUCAAUUGGUAUUAACACAAAACAAAGAAUAGCUAUUCUUCCAAUAUUAAAUUCAAUGUUAAUAAAACAACAACGAUCAGAUGGAUCAUUAGUUCGUGUUCUUAGUGCACAUACAACAAUGAGAUAUAGAAUUAUUGAAAAAAAUAAUUAUCAAAUUGUACUGAUAUUUCAUGGUGAAUAUCUUCGUGCACUUCGAGACAAUACAAUAAAAACAAUUUUUGAGACAAAUUUAGCUCUGAAAACUAUUCCUCAUUUAUCAAAUAAAGACACUUCAAGAUAA